This is a messenger RNA of Bufo bufo (common toad), 1412 nucleotides long. RefSeq names its product transcription factor jun-D-like. Gene Ontology annotation, molecular function: transcription factor binding; DNA-binding transcription factor activity, RNA polymerase II-specific; RNA polymerase II cis-regulatory region sequence-specific DNA binding. Gene Ontology annotation, cellular component: transcription regulator complex. The record is from RefSeq and is a predicted model, not a curated record. The transcript has 2 exons. Gene Ontology annotation, biological process: regulation of cell cycle; regulation of cell population proliferation; regulation of transcription by RNA polymerase II. The coding region runs from base 270 to 1145 and encodes 291 amino acids. Lineage: Eukaryota; Metazoa; Chordata; Amphibia; Anura; Bufonidae.
GCAUGAGAGUAGGAGGAAGUGAGUAGAGAACAAGAGUUAGAAUUGAGAACAUAUUUACUGUGCCAUUCUUGAAAGGCACAGACAUCAAACUAGAUUCCAAGCUAAGACGGAUAUUGUUAAUGGAUCCUUACGUUUGGAAGGACACUGUGCAGGCAAGGACAUAUCCCACAUGGACACAAGUGAGUAAUGUGUGAGGAGUACCUGAAACCACAUGGACAUCUCCCUGCCCUUUAUAACAAAGAUAUUUGGUUCACAUUGUGCCACUGGAUAUGGAAAUAUCUUUUUAUCAUGGUGAUGUAUUAAAUGUGUGCCCAGUUUCCUUUCCUCAUUGCUUUCCUGCAAGCAAGAUGAAAAAGGAUAUGAAUCUCAAUAUAAUUGAUGAAGUGUCUUCAGAAGUAAAGCCUCACUAUCUUGAGGGACAUGGACUAGUAGCCUCCACCAGCAUGGGCCUUAUGAACCUGGCCUCACUUGAUCUUGAGAGAUUUAUUAUGCAGCCUAAUGGCAUGGCUACUGCAAGUCCCACCGGUAGCCAUUGCUUGUACCCCAAGAUGCUCAAUGUGGAACAGGAAUUCACUGAUGGAUUUGUGCUGUCACUUGAGGACCUGCAUAAACAAAACCAAAGACAAAAUAUAAUGAACAGAAGCUGUGUGUCUACUGGUGUUCUUCCAGGUGAGGCCUCAGUUUAUGUCUCUCUUAACAGUUAUGUUAAUGAAGCUGUUGGCACUACAAUAAACUACAAUAGUGAUCACGAUUCUUACCUUCCUCUGCCAACCAACAUGGAGCAACCGUAUGCUUAUCCUACACAUAGACUGCAAGUAGUGAAAGAUGAACCUCAAAUAGUUCCGGAGUUGACUAGUUUUGGAGACAGUCCUCCAUUAUCACCUAUAAACUUGGACAACCAGGAGAGAAUCAAAGCGGAAAGAAAGAAAUUGAGAAACAGAAUAGCAGCUUCUAAAUGCAGAAAAAGAAAACUUGAAAGGAUUUCAAGAUUAGAAGAUAAAGUUAAGAAUCUUAAAAUAAAGAACACAGACUUAGCUUCCACUGCUAGUGUACUAAGAAAGCAGGUGGCACAACUUAAGGAGAAGGUAAUGAACCAUGUGAACAGUGGCUGCCAGCUUUUGCCAUACCAUGUCCAAGCAUACUAAAGUCUACAGGGUGAAGCUGAAAUUAUUUUCAUCUUGGCUGUAUUAAAGGACUGAGUGGGUAAAACAGAAGAAAUUCUAACCAUUGCUCACAUUUUAGUAGAGAGGUUAUAGCACAUGUGGUAUUCUAAUGCAAGAGCAAUCAGUGUCAAGCUACUUUUCUAACAACCGUAAAUGAAGUUGAAGCAACUAAACCUAGAGGUAAUGUCAUAUUUUCUAAAUGACACUAAGAAGGUUAGGGCUCAUCAGGGGCGGACUGGGAACUUAAAG